UAUCGCUAAUGCUGUCAGUUAACUCAGUGUCGCAACUGUCACUUAUGUUUCAUUUUGAUUUUAGUUAGUAAUGAUAUACACUUAUUAACUCAUUUUAAUUACAAUUUAAUUUGAAUCAAACGUUUAAAAAUCUGAGUGAGUUUCUUAGACAUUGUUUGUCCUCGUUUAACCGUUUUUCCGUCAGUAAUAGUGACUCAACAGGUGCAAUAUGACAGGAAGAUUAGCAGGGCAGACUAUAAACGAUAGACUUUUGGCCGCAAAACAUAGCUUAUCUGGUUCAGGUAUAGCAAAAUCAGUAUGCAAAGCAACGACAGAAGAAAUGAUUGGACCAAAAAAGAAGCAUUUAGAUUAUUUAGUUCAUUGCACAAACGAACCGAACGUGUCAAUACCACAAUUAGCAAAUUUGUUGAUAGAAAGAUCACAAAAUGCGAACUGGAUAGUAGUAUACAAAGCAUUAGUUACAGUUCACCACAUGAUGUGUUAUGGAAAUGAAAGAUUCACACAAUAUUUAGCAUCUAGUAACAGCACAUUCCAAUUGAGUAAUUUCUUAGACAAAGGCGGCGUUCAAGGUUAUGAUAUGUCCCCGUUUAUAAGAAAAUAUUCAAGAUAUCUGAACGAAAAGGCACUAGCAUACAGAACGAUUGCUUUUGAUUUUUGUAAAAUAAAAAGGGGAAAAGAUGAUGGUAUGUUGAGAACUAUGAAUGCAGAUAAAUUAUUAAAAACACUUCCAACAUUACAAAAUCAACUGGAUGUUUUAUUGGAGUUUGAUUGUUCUGCAAACGAUUUAACAAAUGGUGUCAUUAACAUGAGCUUCAUGUUGCUUUUUAAGGAUUUAAUUCGUUUAUUUGCCUGUUAUAAUGAUGGAAUUAUCAAUUUAUUAGAAAAAUUCUUUGAUAUGAAUAAGAAACAGUGUAAAGAAGCUCUAGAUAUUUACAAGCGGUUUUUAAUUCGAAUGGAUAGAGUAGCAGAAUUUUUAAAAGUAGCCGAGAACGUGGGGAUAGAUAAAGGAGAUAUACCAGAUUUAACAAAAGCCCCGAGCAGUCUCUUGGAUGCUUUGGAACAACAUUUGAAUUAUAUGGAAGGAAAAAAAACAUCAGGUUCCAGUCAAGCAAGUAACGCCAGUAACCAGAAAAACGUGAAAUCGGGAGUAACUGCAUUGUCUUCAACAAGUAAUGCUUUCGGUAAUGUGGCAAAUUCUAAAUUUGGCUCAGCGAAUGGUAUAGACGAACAAUUAAAAUUACAACUACUGGCCGAAGAGGAAGCAGCCAUGAAUCAAUUUAAGACUAAGGUGUCACCGACAGCAGCUAACAAUCCGUUCUUGAACAAAUCUCCUAUGUCAUCUACGUCUAAGACAAGUUCUUCUUCGUCUCAGUUCACUAGUACUCCAACAUUUGAUCUAUUCACUGAGGAACCUGCUUCAGUUAAUUCUAAAGCUUCAGAUGAUCUACUGCAACUUUCUAAUCCCUUCUCAGAUGCUUUCGCACAACCAAUACCACAAAAUUUGAAUGCAUUCUUACCGCCACAACAGAAUAACCUUUGGUUGACCAAUGGAAAUGGAUUUGCUGUAAUGAAUCCGGGACCUAGUUCAACAUUAUCGUCUACUGGUUCAUUCGUAUCAGAAAAUAAUUUUGCUUCAGUAUUUGGAAAUACAGAAUCUAAAGGAACCAACUUUGAUGCCCUAGGUGGUGUGCUCCAACCAUCUAAUUUAGACGGAAAACAGAGUUCAAACAGUACAUCCAACAAUACCGAAAAUAAUAAUCAACCAACGUCUUCGAAUGGAUUACUUACUGGUGAUUUGGAAUCAAGUUUAGCAUCUCUUGCUGAAAAUCUUUCUAUUAACAGCAGAACGACCCCAAAAGGAGUUCAAUGGAAUUCUCCUAAAAUCGGUUCUAAAACCAGUUGGACUCCUCAACCCAUAUCAGAUACUACAGGAGCAGGUUAUAAACCUAUGAAUCAAGCCAUGUCUUCAUCGCCAUUUAAUAAUGCCACAGUUUCGUCACCGCAACCACAGAUGUACCUUCAGCACCCUCAAAUGAUGAGUAUGCGUCCUAUACAAACGAUGCCACAAUUGAAUCCUGCGAUGAGUCAAAUGGGACCACAGUCUCUCCUAUUUCAUUGAUCAUUACAAUAUCUCAUCCACAUCCGUCUAUAAAUAAGAAAUUCCCAGAUGUAUAAAAUUAUUUUUGUUAAAUAUAAUGAAUAUCAAUUAAUAUAUUUAAUAAUAUUAAAAUAUAAUAAAUACAUUGGAUUAGGCUGAUGUUAAAGAGGAACAAGAAGUAAAAAUUAAGUUGGAAUUUCUGGUACCAUCGGUGAUAUUCAUUCUGAACACACUGUAAAUACACUGUCUGGUCCUUCGAGCCUACUGAAAGGUUCGAGGAAUCAAACAGCGUAAUUAUUGUGAUAAUUGAUAGUAUAUAGUGUGUUUAGUAAUAAGUAAAGAAGAAAAUCACAUUUUUGAGAUUUGUUAUUGUUGAAAUACUUUGAAUAUAUUUAUAUUGUCUGCCAUAAAGUUUAACAACUUUAAAAAACAAGGGUGAUCACUGCAAAUUUAUUAUAAUCGACUGUAAAAUGCUAGAAGUCUAACCUAACCUAGAUUUUAUGACGUUAUGGGUAGAUGUGAGAGAAAUCUUUCACAAAUGGUAUCCCGAUAUCAUCAUGCAGUGUUUGGUCUAUACAUAUACCAAGGAGCAUAGCUGAUUACUUCUCUUGUGGUCUUCUAUUAUGGUUGGGCUCUAUUAGUGCUUAUAGAAAAACAUUUGGGUGAUUUUCUAUUCUUUUAUGGUGUUUUAGACUUCGAAUGUUGACGACAUGUUUCACAAAUUGUAUCGUGCAUUGUUUAGAAUUUUCUAUUGGCUUCUUGAUACUACAGCUACAAUUGAUUUGCUUGCUCAUCCCUUUAUAUCUAUUUUGUGUAAAGUAAAAUCUUGUACAUCAACGUUAUGUAUGAAUUAGGAUAUUGAUAUGCGAAUUGAUAUCAAAUUAUUGUUUUUACACGAAAAAAUAUGUAUUUUAAAAAAAUUUUAUGGCAGAUAAAAUGAUUUGUUCACUUUACAGCCUUGUUAUUUACAGUGCAAUUAUAAUUAAAUUAGUUUUAAGAAAAAUGUUGGCACUAACUCACUAUUUUGUAUGUAUAUGUUGAUUUACACAGUGUGCAAAAAGUUGAUGUUGUAAUUGCACUUUUUUUAGGAUAAGAUUUAGUCUUUUUUUUCAGAUUAAAAUAAAUGAGGUAUCCCAAUCCAAAGCGGAAUAAUUUUUAUAAAGCAAAACUAUUAAAAUCAAAGAAAUGUUGAAAAAUCGUUAUACCCAUAUUAUAGUGUGUCUCAGAAUUAAUACAGUGAUCGAUGUUCGUUAUUUCGGUCCUCACUGUAUAUUUAUUUAUUUUUUUUUCAAAUUUGAAUUUUAAAUUCUUGUUUGUGUUAUCAUUUAUACAGGGUUAAUAUUUAUAUUUUUAAAGCAGAAGUUACAAAGUUUUCAAAUCGUCAUUGUUCUGGCAGAAGUUACUAAAUCCAAUGAAACACACAGUAGGACGGUUUUAAAGGUUUAGACAACAUUAGGCAGCGCUGUAGUUGAAUUAUUAGGCACUACCACAACUACAUGUAGGAGUGAGUAGUGAGUUUGUCAAUCUGUAGAUCAGUUAAUUUUAAAUUGAAUGGUUAGGUUAGGCCUAUAAAAUUACUGAAAACUGGAAUUUAGUGACUUUUGCCAAAACUUAGACGAAAUAAUAUAAGAUAAAAGUGUCUUUUUAUUUCAACUAUUUUGAAAUCUAAAAAAACUUGCCUUUUAUAUAAAUAUUGAACUCAAAUUUUAAUAUGUCAAUUCCCUGUUUCUCAAUCAAUUACUUUUGCCAUAAUUGUGUGCCAAAAAUUCCAUUUUUACAUCCAAUUUUAAAAUUUUCGUGCAGCUAGUUCAUUUUGAAAAUAUUAUGGUACUUCCUUUUGAAUCUGGCACAUUUUAAUACCGAAUUAAUGUAAUAGACAAUCAGUAAAUUGAAAAACAGUUAAAUUAUCUUUUUUAUGACAAAUAUCGGAAUCAUAAUAUAAAAUAAAAUUAAGAAAAAAAAUAAGUGUAUCACAAUAAACACUAUAUUAUUGAAUAAAUGAUUAAAUAAUGGAAAUAUUGUUAAUAAAAAUGUUGAAAUCGGAACCAGUUACAAGUAAGAUGUAAAACACUCGACGUCAGCAGAAAAUGAACCAAAUUAAAAUGUCGAGUUGUCCUAAAUUGUCACUUUUCUCCUUCUAAGAUUCUAAUUUUCAAUUCCCAGCAACUCGGUUAUAUGUUUGUGAGGUAUAUGAUAUUGCUUCUUAUUGUCUCUUUUUCUAAAAUUUUCAAUUCCUCCUUUGACUUUCCAUUUCUUGUACCGUUAGGUUUUCUAACUAAAAUUCUUUUGAGUUUUUCGAGUGUUUCUAAUGAAAGUGUUAAAGUUAGACCAGCAAAAUGACACAUAUCUCGAAGGGAAAUAUGAAUAAUACCAUAAAAUGCCAGAAUUAUAAAGAAAAAUUGAAAGUUGAAAGCAAAGAAACUGUCAAAACUAUAUUAUCAAAUAAACAAGAGAAAGGUCGAUAUGUUCUCGAAACUGGACCACUUAGAAGUAUCCAAAGCUCUAAUAAUAACUUAUCGAGCCUUCGUUGUUAUCACCCCUUUUUAUCCUUAUACAGCAAUAUGCUACUUUCAGGAUCUCAUUUAUCUAUCUGCUGGUUGGAAUUUACUACAGUUUACAUACAAUUCUUGUCUCGAUGAUAUAUUAAUUGCUUUGAAGCAUUCCAGUUAGGUUAUUCUAGAAAUAAAUCUGCUAAUGUCAAGGUAUUUGAAUAAUGCACAUUGUAACUUUCCAUUUUUUCUGCCCCAAGACUCUGUAAGUAAAAUUUUAUUAGUCUUUCUAUAGGCAAUGGCCAGAGACAAGAAGAAAAUGGAGCUACUUAAAAUAUAAAGCCUUCCUAAGUUGUUAUUAAUUCUUUUACUACUCAGAUUUCAAUAUGUAACUUGAAGUAACUCAUCUAUUGAUCUGCCGGAUGAUAUCUACUCAGGUUUAUAUACAAUUCUUGUCUCGAUGGGCUAUUACUUGCAUUGAAGCAAUCCAGUUAGGUUACUCUAAAAAUAAAUUUGAAAAUUGUCUCUUUAGUCAAACCUUAACAUGAUCAUUGAAUAAUACAUUUUGUAAUCUUCCAUUUUGUCUGCUAUAAGGCUUUGUAAGUAAUAUAUCCUACAUUGAUCUUUUUAGAGUUAGUAUGUUUCUACUAAAAGUGUUCAAAUUAGAGUAGCGAAGUGAUGAGUAAUAAAUAAAAUAUUGCCUAAAUUCAUCUUUCAACUUUGUUCCCUCUUUUUUUCCGCUGCUUUUACAUCCCAUCCGAGGCUCUGAGAAUAACCUUAGAACGUUUGCGAAUAUUCUAAAAGUGGUUAUCAAUAAUCUUUUUCUCAUAUUUCAAUAUGUUAUUUUAAGUAUCUCAUUAUCUGUUGGAUGGGAUCUACUCAGGUUUAUCCUUAGGUCCACGAGGGCCCGGUUUAGCCAUCUAUUGACAGGUCAUGACAACAAGGUGAGAGCAUACCGAAUCAUUACUAGUGAUUAUUGUUUGAUGAAGAUGAGCGCUAUCAGAAGAAAGGUGAGGAGUGUAGUUGUGACCCGUUUCAGCUGCGGUAUGAAGAUUGGAGGAAGAUAAGGACCAGUGGCUACGCGUGACCAAAUUAGACAAACUGGAGAACCUAGUUUUCCGCACGACCAAAGAAGCUUAGAAAGAGCUUAGAAGCUCACAAUUUCCUCACCUUUAACCUAGUAUUUCGUCCUCGCGUGAAAGUGCUGCCAGGGGUUUGCAUUAAACUUAUUGUGCAUACAUUUACCUACUGAAAUUUAUGUCUUGCGUCCCUAUGAGUAAUUGAGAUUCUUCCCAGAUAUUUCGAUAUCAGAUUAAUAAAUUUAGGUUCUCAGAUCAUCUUCGAUUUUUCAAUAUUUGAUAGAAAUUUCACGCGCCUUACGAUUCAUUCUUUAGUCCGACAAGGCAUUUAUCUGUCCUAUGAAUACAGUUCAUUACAACGCAGUUCACCAUCUUUCAGUAAUUCUUUAAAAAAAAUCAAAGACAAAGGUAUGGUGCUAUGAUCACCCUGGUUUGUUUACAAAAAACACAUCAACAAUAUGGCCGACGAAAAGCUGUUUUAUCUGACCGCUAGAUGGCGCUUGCGUUACAGGAGGGCAAAAAAUGCAACUCACAUGACUCGUGAACCCCAAGAAUAUACAAUUCUUGUCUCUAAUGUCUAUUACUUGCUUUGAAGCAAUUCAGUUAGGUUACUCUAGAACAGUGGUCGCCAAAGUGUAGCAAAACAAGUUUAAAUGUUCAUUUCAAUGAAAAGAGUGGAACUCUUUUUGGCCAUCAAGUAUUUUCUUGAUGUUUGGAGAGUAUGUUGCAGCCGCCAUUCUGAUGCAGUUGUCCAAAUGUUCAUCACUCAGUCUAUUUCUAUAUUUGUUUUUUAUGAAUUUCAUACUUCAACAUACAACACAAGUAUGUAGAACUGAACAUAGCUUUCAAUCUCAAUGUAACUUCAACCUCAAUUGUAUACUUUUCUUUGGGGACUCAACGGCAGCCUGAUCUCCACCAAAAUAGAUUUUUAUAGUAAAAUUAGAGUCUUUCUCUAUUUAUUGUCGAGUCCUCCUUGUGUAGAUUUGUUGAAAGUAUCUUUAUUAUCACCAUUGUUUGGUUUUUUUUAUUUUCUCAAGUUUUCUAGACGUUAAAUAACAAAAAAUAUAUCAAAAAUUAAAUAUUAAUAAAUACGGAAAAUAGAUUAAAAACGACGUUAUUGCGGGAUCAACAGAAAUUUAUUUAAUGCUUGUACAUUUUGAUAUUUUCCUAAAAACUUCCAAAUAAAUCAAUUUAAUAUUCUUGUUAUCGAAAUAAUUCUAUAUUUUAUAGAUCGUUUAGAACGAAAUAAAUUAUAUAUUUAAAAAAUUAUAUAGUUAAUACAUAUAAAGCUAUUUUUUUGUUCCGAUUCUACAUCGUCCUUUUUCUAAAUUAUGUUUAGUUGUCAUUGGCCAAAACAAAAAGGAAUCAGGAUUUAGCUGUUGUUAAUUGAUAUUUGUGCCUUCUCUCGCGCCCAUAUGGGUCCAUUAUCAAUACGGUGAUAAAAACUAUUCAUAUUAUAUAAUCACGAAACAUACUCGUGUUUUGGCGAGUGGUAAUUGAAACUUCAAUUUAAAUCUAAUGGAAUUUCAUUUAAUAGAUAAUUUUAGUAAGCACUAUCGUCGACAAUCGUCCUCUAUACCAAUAAAUCCUCUUAUAUUUUUUAUUUAUUUAUCAAUUAUCCUAAAAAUUUUCCAUCCUUAAUGCUAUUUUUCCAUUAUGCGAUUAGUCUGCCUCUCCCUAUUAAGUUGUUUGUAUAAUCAAUCGUAUUUAUUACAUUUUCUUCCUAAUCAUUUGAUCAUUUUAUAAUUAUUUACUUUUAACCCUUCCAUCUUUCGUUCUAUUUGCAUAUUUAAUAAUAUUAAAUAAGAUUAUUGGAUAAUUGAAUAAUUUGAUUGGACUAAAUUUACAAAAACUUCAUAAAGUCAACUGGAAAACCAACCCUUUCAUCCCAAUAUUUAAUGAAAGGGUUUUUUCGUUUGGCACUGUAAAUAUAAUUUAAGUAAUAUUUUAUUUCCAGAUUGAUUGUAAUGCAAAAUGUAUAUUAAGUAGUAAUAAAAAUUAGUGGGUAUUACUGCACUAGUAACCGCUUUUACGGUAAGUUUCCAAGACAUGACGUAUUUUACAUCGUUGCCACGUUGCAAUAUUUUCCGUUGCUUAUUUAUAAGAAAAUAAGCUUACAUUGUAAAUGAAUUUUUUAUAUAUAUAAUCUUUAACAAAAAUCUGUGGGACUGUUGCAAUCAAACACUAAAGUGUACUCUUUUUAAUAUGUAUUCCAAGCUUUCGAAUAAGUACGUAUUUAUCAUCAGGGAAUUAAUUAAAAAAAAGAACCUUCAAAAUGACAAUUAGACAUAAGGUAAAUGUGCCAAUAGUCGACACUUUGAGGAUUUAACUUUUACAAUUUGUCUGUAAAUCAUAAUAAAACAGAAUAUAAAUUAUGUCGUCUAUUACUUUGAGCGCAUUAACUAUUGAUGGAUGUUUUAAUUUUUUUUAUCAAAGUAUGCAAAUGUCAUAAAUGUCGACAUACAAAUUUCAGUGGAGCAUGUGGAGCUUUUCCUACAAUUAGAUCAAAUGAAAUUUUAGAUAAUAUAUCAUUUUCUUUUGAAACAAAUGUUUUUUUUUUCUCAUCGGUACUUUUUAGUCCCAUUAUUUUAAUCUCAUUUGAUGAAAACAAUUUUUUAGAUUUCUUCCUCAUCCUCACAUUCAGCUUCCCAUCGAGAUUCGUCAGAUUUCCUAAAUGACAUUUGGUCAUUAGAAUCACUAUCAUUUUCAUCAACUUCGCUUCUUUAAUUUUUUGCUUUAAAUUUUUCAGUAGCUCUUUCUUUUCUUUCAAUUUCUUUCAUUCUUCCUUUAAUAUUUGCGCUUCUUUAUUUCUUUCUUUUUGUUUACACCAUCAACCUUUCCUGGUUUUGUGUUUGGGAAAAAUGCUGUUUUUUUAGUGUGUCGACAAUUGGAGACUGUCGGAAAUUGGUACAUUUACUUUAGGUCUCCCUUUUAACCAUAUCUAAUUGUCAUUUUGAUGGUUGUUAUAAUUAGUUAUUUGAAAGCUUGAAAUACAUAUUAAAAAGAGUUCCAUGGCAACAGUCUCGUAAUAAUAACGUUUAUAAAUUAGUUGGAAAAGACUUCAGUGCUACACACUGACCAUCUAGGCGUGGUAAUACUUUUCUUCCACUCUUUCCCAUUUCUUGUAUUCGCCUUUCAGUGUCGAACUCCUUCCCCCAUUAGAUCUCUUGUACCUCCGCAUCUCUUCUUCUAGACCUAAUAAUUUUACGAAUUUCUUGUUCAUGUAUAUCCUUCUAAGUAAUUUCCUCUUCCAUAUAUAUAAUUCGUUGUCUUCUAUCUAAACGGGAAGGAAUGUCCCACUAUUAUAGUGACUACAAUCGAUCCAGAUACCUCGUAUAGAUUGCGCAUGCUUGAGGAAUACCUCGUACAGGUUGCGCAUGCUUGAGAAUUACUCGUACAGGUUGAGAAUGCGCAGAACAGAGCUGGAACCUCAGGAUAGAGAAAUCGUUGCCAUUCUGUCUUCCUUAGUUGAAACAGCUUCCAUUUAUAGAAACUUUCCAUAUAGGAGUAUCACAUAUAUGUGAAAAAUAAGUACACAAGAAAUUUUACCACAAUAAUCUGAUUUUGAUAACAAUAAAUUCUGCCACGCCGAGGCCCGAUACCACACGGCUGCCAACGUUUAAUAUUUAUUUUUCCCUAAUACACGAGUAUUGCUUUUAUUUACACUUUCCAUAUUUAGUAGUUGUUAUUGUCAAAUUUGAAAACUUUACGUAAGAGCUCUUUAAAUAUAUUUAUUUCUUGUAGAAAUAGUUAUUUUCAUUUAGUUUAUAUAUUGAUAAUUUUCAGGCAAAAGUUAAUAAACAUGGAAAUAUAAGUUAGAAUAAUUUUUUUAAGGUAUAAUCUGAUUUGUUUGCCAGAAACUGCCGAUUGAUUAAAAGAUCCUAUCUAUAAUAUAAAGAUGGUUAGUUUCAUACUAUAUUUAAAGUAAUUCUAUAAAUUUUUAAUAUUAAUAUUUUCUUUUCAUUAAGUGUAUUAAUACAAAUUUAGUCCAAUCUCUAUGUAACUUUGUUAAAUUCUGUAUUUUGUCAUUAAUUUCGAUUUUAAAUAUGUUCUUGUUUCUUCAAACUUUAUUGACUGAAAAAUAUCAGAAGUCAUUAAAUAUUUUUUGGAAA
Molecule: messenger RNA, 9778 nt
Organism: Diorhabda carinulata
Lineage: Eukaryota; Metazoa; Arthropoda; Insecta; Coleoptera; Chrysomelidae
Product: phosphatidylinositol-binding clathrin assembly protein LAP-like
Exons: 13
Coding region: 209-2119 (636 amino acids)
Biological process (GO): clathrin-dependent endocytosis; synaptic vesicle budding from presynaptic endocytic zone membrane; clathrin coat assembly
Cellular component (GO): clathrin-coated pit; clathrin-coated vesicle; synaptic vesicle
Molecular function (GO): SNARE binding; clathrin heavy chain binding; 1-phosphatidylinositol binding
Source: RefSeq, a predicted model, not a curated record